Messenger RNA from Quercus lobata, 3397 nucleotides. RefSeq names its product Tetratricopeptide repeat (TPR)-like superfamily protein (gene OTP86). Lineage: Eukaryota; Viridiplantae; Streptophyta; Magnoliopsida; Fagales; Fagaceae. Gene Ontology annotation, biological process: RNA modification. The record is from RefSeq and is a predicted model, not a curated record. The coding region runs from base 150 to 3053 and encodes 967 amino acids. The transcript has a single exon. Gene Ontology annotation, molecular function: RNA binding; zinc ion binding; protein binding.
CUAUUUUCAUGGCCCUUAGAAUCUAAUACGAAAAUCUCAUUAUUGUACAAAUUUGUGAUCGAGGACCUUUGAAUGAUUUGGGCCUUCACUUGUUUAUCCAUCCCAGAAAGAGUGGUGGUGAGAACAAAGUGAAACAAAAGACAUUGUUCAUGUGCCUAAGAUAUUGUCUCCUUCCAUGCACGUACUCCUCCAUUAUGAUUGCUUCAAUCCCACACUGUCACUUCACUACCUCUUCUACCUUACUGAACCACCCUAUAUUGAAGAAAACCCAUCUAAACCCACCUCACAAAAUCCACCAAUUCUCUCAGAAACCCAUCAAACCCCAGGUUGGCAAGCAAGCAAGCCUUAAAGAAGCUUGUCAAAUAAUUACCCGAUUGUUCCCUGACCAAAACCCACUUCAGUUUUGUCCAGAAGAGGCUUAUUCUUCAGUUCUUGAGCUCUGUGCAAACAAGAAAGCUCUAUCACUAGGGAAACAGGUUCAUGCCCAUAUGAUGAAAUCUUGUGCUGUGUGUGAUUCUGUGUUUUUGAGUACUAGGCUUGUGUUCAUGUAUGGUAAAUGUGGCUCUAUUUUGAGUGCGGAGAUGGUGUUUGAUAAAAUGCCCCAUAGAACGAUUUUUACGUGGAAUGCUAUGAUUGGUGCUUAUGUUUCAAAUGGGGAACCUCUUGGAGCGCUUAGUUUGUAUAGAGAGAUGCGAGUUCUGGGAGUUCCUCUUGAUUCUUGUACUUUUCCUUGUUUGCUGAAAGCUUGUGGUGCGCUUAAUAAUCUCCAUUGUGGAGCUGAAAUUCAUGGUCUAGCUAUCAAAUGUGGGUAUGAUUCUAUUAUAUUUGUUGUCAAUUCAAUUGCUGCUAUGUAUGCAAAGUGCAGUAAUCUUGACGGGGCAAGGCAGCUAUUUGAUGGUAUGACUGAAAAGGAGGAUAUUGUGUCAUGGAAUUCUAUAAUUUCAGCAUUUGCAGCAAAUGGACAAUCUGUAGAGGCAUUAGGACAUUUUAGAGAUAUGCAGAAGCUGGGUCUUGCCUUGAACACAUAUACUUUUGUUGCUGCUCUUCAAGCCUGUGAGGAUUCAUUCUUUGUGAAACUUGGUAAGGAGAUCCACGCUGCUGUUUUAAAGGCUAGUCAUGAUGUUGAUGUUUAUGUAGCUAAUGCUUUGAUUGCUAUGUAUGCAAGAUGUGGUAAAAUGGAUGAAGCUGCUAGAAUUUUUUAUAAAAUGGAUGAUCAGGAUUAUAUAUCGUGGAAUACUUUGCUCUCUGGUUUUGUCCAAAAUGGUCUAUAUGAAGAAUCUCUAAAGUUCUUCUAUGAAAUGCAGGAUGCUGGUAGAAAACCUGACCAGGUUUCAGUAUUAAAUGUCAUUUCAGCAUCUGGUCGAUUGGGAAAUUUAUUGAAUGGAAUGGAACUUCAUGCUUAUGCAAUAAGAAGUGGAUUUGAUUCUGAUUUGCAGGUUGGGAAUACACUAAUAGAUAUGUAUGCAAAGUGUAGCAAUAUAAACUAUAUGGGCCGUGCUUUUGAUAGGAUGGCUGAUAAAGACUUCAUUUCUUGGACAACAAUAAUUGCUGGAUAUGCUCAGAGCAAAGCUUAUUCAAGGGCCUUAGAGUUGUUCUUGAAAGUGCAGUUAGAAGGGAUGGAUGUUGAUGAAAUGAUGAUAGCAAGUAUCCUGCUGGCUUGUGGUGGGUCAAACAACAUUUCCUAUGUCAAAGAAAUUCAUGGUUACAUCUUGAGGAGAGGUUUAUCUGAUCUUGCGCUACAGAAUUCAAUUGUUGAUGUAUAUGGCGAGUGCAAGAACAUAGAUUAUGCAAAGCGAAUGUUUGAAUCCAUUAAAUAUAAGGAUGUUGUGUCUUGGACAAGCAUGAUGACUUGCUAUCUCCAUAAUGGGCUUCCAAAUGAGGCUCUUGAACUUGUCUACUUCAUGAAAGAAACUAGUGUUGAACCUGAUUCCAUUGCACUAAUGAGCUUACUCUCUGCAGCUGCUAGUUUAUCUGCCUUGAAGAAAGGAAAAGAAAUUCAUGGCUUUCUGAUUAGGAAGGGCUUCAUCAUAGAAGAAUCUCUAGCAAACUCUCUUGUUGAUAUGUAUGCCCGGUGUGGAGUUCUGGAGAACUCCUAUAAACUGUUCAAUUGUAUAAGCCAUAAAAGUUUAACCCUAUGGACAAGUAUGAUUAAUGCUAAUGGAAUGCAUGGCCGAGGCAAGGCAGCUGUUGAUUUAUUUAAUCAGAUGAAGGUUGAAAACAUUGUUCCCGAUCAUAUUACUUUUUUGGCACUUCUUUAUGCAUGCAGUCAUUCAGGAUUUAUCAAUGAAGGUAGAAGAUUUCUAGAAGUUAUGCGGUGUGAAUAUCAUUUGGAGCCAUGGCCUGAGCACUAUGCCUGUCUGGUUGAUCUUCUUGGGCGUGCCAAUCGCUUAGAAGAGGCAUACCAAUUUGUGAAAACUAUGCAGAUUCAACCUACUUCUGAAGUUUGGUGUGCUCUCCUUGGGGCUUGCCGGGUUCACUCAAAUGAAGAAUUAGGACAAAUUGCAGCACAGAAGCUCUUAGAAUUGGGUCCAGAAAAUCCAGGAAACUAUGUACUGGUUUCCAAUGUCUUUGCUGCAAGUGGAAGAUGGAAGGAUGUUGAAGAAGUGAGAAUGAGAAUGAAAGGAAGUGGCUUGAAGAAAAAUCCUGGUUGUAGUUGGGUUGAGGUUGAUAAUAAGGUCCAUGCAUUUGUAGCAAGGGACAAAUCUCAUCCACAUUCCGAUGAGAUUUAUCAUAAACUUGCUCAAAUUACUGAAACAUUGGAGAGCAAAGGAGGUUAUGUGGCUCAAACCAAAUAUGUACUGCACAAUGUAGAGGAAGAGCAGAAAAUUCAAAUGCUUUAUGGGCAUAGUGAAAGACUGGCCAUAGCUUAUGGACUGCUUGGAACUCCUAAUGGGACCCCUGUUCGAGUCACAAAGAAUCUUCGGGUUUGUGGUGAUUGCCACACUUUCUGUAAGCUAGUCUCAAAAGUCUUUGAAAGAGAGCUUGUUGUGAGGGAUGCCAACAGAUUCCAUCAUUUUGGUAAUGGGCUUUGUUCUUGUGGUGACUAUUGGUGAUAAUAUUAUAUCUUUAAUUUUUGGCUAAAGGGUGUACAGUUCUCUUGAGAUGUGACUAGACCUCGAGGGACAAAAUUUGGACUCUUUGUUCUUUGGAGCCAAACUUUUUCCAUCCUCAAGCAUGUGCAGUCUCAACAUCCCACACCCAUCGUAAUUACUAUGAAUACUCCUGACGGUGGCCUCAAGAGUUGACUGGAUGUUAGUGGGGAGAGUUGAACUGAGAUGUCCUUAUGAUGAUCUUGCAUUCAAGGAGCCACUAGACCAAUCCAUUGGGUUUAAUAUUUUAUCAAUAUUAGUUGAAUUACAAAGACUAACUUAUUUCUGCUGCUGGAUUAUUGGUAUUA